UCGGUCGUGGCAUCCUUCAAGGCGAUUGUCUCAGUCCUCUUUUAUUCAACAUGUCUUUCAAUACCUUUAUCCAACAUAUUAAAUCGGAAAAAUACCGUCAACUUGGAUUUUGGAAAUCCAGCGAAAACGGUACCCCAUUAAAUCCUCUUCAUUGGUUCCAGUUUGCCGACGACGCGGCUGUUGUUAGCGGCCAAGGAAAAGAAAAAGAAAACCAAAUGCUCCUCAUUCGCUUUACAAUCUGGUGUCAGUGGGCUGAAAUGAUAAUACGUGUAGACAAAUGUUCAACAUUUGGCAUUAGGAAACAAUUAACCAAUCCAUUCAAUAUCUCCCAAAACUAUUUAUAA
Molecule: messenger RNA, 344 nt
Organism: Paramuricea clavata
Lineage: Eukaryota; Metazoa; Cnidaria; Anthozoa; Malacalcyonacea; Plexauridae
Source: the annotation of a GenBank genome assembly